Hirsutella rhossiliensis is the source of this 1062-nucleotide messenger RNA. Its product is annotated as enoyl-(Acyl carrier protein) reductase domain-containing protein. Lineage: Eukaryota; Fungi; Ascomycota; Sordariomycetes; Hypocreales; Ophiocordycipitaceae. The record is from RefSeq and is a predicted model, not a curated record. The transcript has a single exon. Gene Ontology annotation, molecular function: oxidoreductase activity, acting on the CH-OH group of donors, NAD or NADP as acceptor. The coding region runs from base 1 to 1062 and encodes 353 amino acids.
AUGGCCUCGUCGGCACGAAACGCCCUGCGGCUCUCCCGCGCCGCCGCCCCCCGUCGCGCCAUCAAGGCCACCACCCCGUCCCGCUUCCUCUCCGCCACGUCCGCCCUGCGCGUCUCCGACACGCAUACCAACAAGCGCGAGGUCAAGUUCACCGUCUUCGGCGCCAGCGGCCAGAGCGACAGGCAUACCCUCCAGGUCCCCGAGGCCGCGCCCCGGCUCCCCGCCGAUAGCCCCGAUGCCCCCGUCGAGCCCCUGAGCAGCAAGGUCUACGCCUCCAUGCCACACACGAUGCGCAACAUGACCGUCUUUGGCAAGACCAUCCUCGUCACCGGCGGUGCUCGUGGCCUCGGCAACCACAUGGCUCGUGCCUGUGCCGAGGCUGGCGCAAAGAACAUUAUCCUCUUCGACGUCAACCAGGAACUCGGUGACAAGGCCGCCGCCGAGCUUCAUGACAAGUCGGGUCUGCCCGUCACCUUCUACCGCGUCGACGUGCGUGACGGCAACGCCAUCAACGCCGCCGUCGAGUCCGUCACCGAGCAAUUUGGCGCCCCCGACGUUCUCGUCAACGCCGCCGGCAUCGCAGACUCCAACAUCAAGGCCGAGGACUACGACGAGCAAAUGUUCCGCCGCCUUAUCGACAUCAACCUCACCGGAACCUUCCUCAUGUCCAAGGCCGUCGGCCGCGCCAUGAUGGACGCCAAGAAGCCUGGCAGCAUCGUCCUCGUCGCCUCCAUGUCCGGCUCCGUCGUCAACUAUCCGCAGGAGCAGAGUUGCUACAACGCCUCGAAGGCCGGCGUCAUCCAGUUUGCAAAGUCAAUUGCCUCCGAGUGGGCCAAGUACAAGAUCCGCGUCAACUGCAUCUCCCCCGGCUACAUGGACACGGCUCUCAACCGCGUCCCCGCCCUCGAGGCCCAGAAGAAGAUCUGGAGGUCUCUCACCCCGCAGGACCGCCUCGGCGACGUCGACGAGCUCAACGGCCUCUGCGUCUUCCUCGCCUCCGACUCCUCCAGCUUCAUGACGGGCGCAAACGUCCUCAUCGACGGCGGCUACUCGUGCUACUAG